GACCCACGUGCUUCCGCCUUAGCCUACCUGGUUUUACGGUGAGUUCCUGGUAUCUGCUGUAAGUUGGGGUCACUGCGGGCGUUGAGACUGGCUCCAGGCCGUGGUCGAGGAGGCCAGAAGGAGAUCCCUUCCACGGUGCAGGGCUGAGAUGGAUCCGCUCAGGGCCCAGCAGCUGGCCGCAGAGCUGGAGGUGGAGAUGAUGGCUGAUAUGUACAACAGAAUGACCAGUGCCUGCCACCGGAAGUGUGUGCCUCCCCACUACAAGGAAGCAGAACUGUCCAAGGGCGAGUCUGUGUGCCUGGACCGCUGUGUCUCCAAGUACCUGGACAUCCAUGAGCGGAUGGGCAAAAAGUUGACAGAGUUGUCUAUGCAGGAUGAAGAGGUGAUAAAGAGGGUGCAGCAGAGCUCUGGGCCCGUGUGAGGCCCCAGCCGGUAUACAUCCCGAGGUGCGCCCUGUCUCUUCCCACUUGUCUAACAAAAGUGCCCCCAUUGGGUGUCAUCUGUGAAGACGGCCAGGCCUAGGCUCCUUGUGGAGAGGCUCCAGGAGCCCAGAGUAUGAUAGAGCUGUCUCCCGGUUGAAGAAGGGGUGUUUGUCCCCCUGGGAUGUGACUGUGCAUGUAUGUGUAUGUGUGUGUGUAUAUAUACAUAUAUAUUAAAACGGAUUUGUUGACACUUACCACAUGCAGAGCAGUGUGGCCGGCACUUGGGGUAGAGGCAGCAGACACAGGCUCUACCAGCAGAGGGGGUCCAGUGUGGUGUUUGAAAGCACAGACUGGUCUGAAGGUUUAGGUUCCUGCCACAGGUCGGCCACUUGUCCUGUGACCCUGAACUUGUCCCUUCCCUGUGCUGUAGCUUCCUCAUCUGUCAAAUGGGGACAGUCAUAGGGCUGUUGGGAAGAUUAAAUGAUGUACCAUGUGCACAGCUUUUAGAAUAAUGACUAGGGCACAGGCAGCGCCCAGUAAGUAUUAACCAUAUACAUGUGUUGAAAUAACAGCUUAAAAUUUAAGUGGAGUCAGGCAGGCAUUUUUCCAGAUCUCAAGGAAAUACUUAGAGGAGCGAGUGAACAGGAGAUGGGAUUUGAGAAGGAAGCAGCCAACCCCUUGGUUCCAAAUGGCAAUAUCGAAACAUGUGAAGGGCCCAGCCUCGGGUGUGACGUGAGUGAUCAGGGAGGGGACUGAGUGAAACCCACUGCCAUUAGCUGCUCACCUGAAUCAGAAACUGCACUCCUCACUCUUCACAUGAUGUCCGAGGUAGCUCUUUCCACCAUCUUUCUGUGCUGCCAUAAUGGUGCACGUGAAUGUCGUGGCCGACACCCUCGAGAGCAUUAACAACGCUGAAAGAGGCAGGCGCCAGGUUCUUACUAGGUCAUGCUCCAGGGUCAUCGUCCGGUUCCUCAUUGUGAUGAAGCAUAGUCACGUUGGCAAAGUUGAAAUCGUUGAUGAUCCCAGAGCUGGGAAAAUUGCUUGUGAGCCUCGCGGGCAGGUUAAACACGUGUGGAGUGAUCGGCCCCAGAUCUGAGAUACAACUCAGAGAUCCGGAAAAGUGGCAGAAUAAUCUGCUCCUGUCCCACCAGUUUGGUGCCGUUGCACUGACCGCCUCGGCCGGCGUCACGGGGACCAUGAAGAAGCAAGACAAAAACACACAGAAGGGAAAAUCCUGGGAUUCUCUUUCUAGGGAUGGAAUACGUGCAUGCAAAUAAAAUGUCUCGAUGGUAACAAAA
Molecule: messenger RNA, 1720 nt
Organism: Lynx canadensis (Canada lynx)
Lineage: Eukaryota; Metazoa; Chordata; Mammalia; Carnivora; Felidae
Gene: TIMM10
Product: translocase of inner mitochondrial membrane 10
Exons: 3
Coding region: 149-421 (90 amino acids)
Biological process (GO): protein insertion into mitochondrial inner membrane
Cellular component (GO): mitochondrial inner membrane
Source: RefSeq, a predicted model, not a curated record